Cantharellus anzutake is the source of this 1659-nucleotide messenger RNA. RefSeq names its product glyoxal oxidase N-terminus-domain-containing protein. The record is from RefSeq and is a predicted model, not a curated record. The coding region runs from base 1 to 1659 and encodes 552 amino acids. The transcript has 8 exons. NCBI's taxonomy places the organism in Eukaryota, Fungi, Basidiomycota, Agaricomycetes, Cantharellales, Hydnaceae.
AUGGCAAUCACAAAUUCCUUCGCUGCUGUUGAUCCUUUCUGCCACAAACAAAAGGUCUACAUCGUUGACCGUGUAGAAUCGAACCCGAUACAAAUAGCCAACCAUCCCGCUUGGGCGGCCGAAUAUUCGCUAUCUAACAACCAGUUUAGAGCGAUGGAUAUCAGAACGGAUACAUUUUGUGCUGGUGGCUCAAGUUUGGGGGAUGGGAGGUGGGUGCAUGUUGGUGGCACUGGCAAAGUGUCGAAGUGGGAUGAAGACGGAAGCCAGAGCGUGAGGUUGAUAUCGCCUUGUGAUGAUGCCUCGUGUCAAUGGAUAGAAGACCCGAAGAAUGCUAUGUCAACAACCCGGUGGUAUCCUUCAGUGGAACCAAUGGAUGAUGGCAGUGUGAUCAUCAUUGGGGGGCUACAUCGGGCCCCCGCCCCAAGCGUAAACAAUCCAACCUACGAAUUCUUUCCUUCCCGUGGCCUACCCGUGCAACUUCAAUUUCUCAAGGAUACUCUCCCUGCCAAUAUGUACCCCCUUACAUGGUUGUUACCAAGUGGGAGGGUAUUCGUACAAGCAAAUUGGGGGACAAUGAUAUUGGAUGUGAAGAGCGGGAAGGAGACCAGGUUAGAUAAUGUUCCGAAUGCUGUUCGAACAUACCCCGCUAGUGCUGCCACGGUUUUACUUCCACUGACGCCUGAUAAUGGCUACUCCGCUACCAUUCUGAUGUGCGGAGGACAGAAUAAUAAUGUGUGGGUGCAAUCAAAGAGCUUGGUAAAUAAAGCCGCCAGCAAUGAUUGCGUGAGGAUUUCCCCUGAUGGUGAUGCGAAGUGGAAGGGGGAUGCCACCUUGCCGGAGGGGAGGGUUAUGGGGAGUUUUAUCAUCUUGCCAGACGGAAAUAUUUGGCUGGGGAACGGAGCUAAAACUGGCACGUCUGGUUAUGGAUCAGGAUCAUAUUUGAUUGGGCAGUCCUAUGCUAGAGACCCGGUUCUGGCUCCAGUGGUGUAUGAUCCUUCGACGAGGACGUUCAGUCGGGCAGGGCUAGGUUCGAGUACAAUUGCAAGGAUGUAUCAUUCCUCGGCGACCCUUCUUCCUGAUGGCAAGUCCCUUUUCUCCGCCCUCAGAAUCGUCCCCAAUGCUGACUCUCCAUUUCAUAAUAAUGCAUAUCUUUCAGGCUCCGUCUUCAUUGCAGGUUCCAAUCCCAAUGGUGGUGUCACGGACACCACUUUCGCUACAGAGUACCGCACGGAGAAGUUUUACCCUUGGUACUAUAGCAACCCACGCCCUCAGCCGAUUUCUGGAUUACCGGAUCGAUUGGGAUAUGGAGGGAAUUAUUUUGACGUGAGAGUCGCUCGCGGGGCCGGACUGCAAGGGUUGGCACCCGUAGUGGCGGCAGGAAAGACCAAGGUUGUAAUUAUACGCACCGGGUUUUCGACACACGCGAUGAAUAUGGGUCAGAGGUAUCUUCAAUUGGACAGCACGGCAAAUGCAAAUGCCGACGGAUCUAUCACAAUACAUGUCUCUCAAGUCCCACCCAAUCCUGCGCUGUUUGCACCUGGCACAGCGUUCUUGUAUGUGGUUGUAAAUGGAGUACCAAGCAUUGGGAAACGAGUCAUAGUUGGGAACGGGAUCGGGAAACAGGUAGCAAAGGCCCCACAGAGGCUACCUAGACCGUGA